Molecule: messenger RNA, 4603 nt
Organism: Hyalella azteca
Lineage: Eukaryota; Metazoa; Arthropoda; Malacostraca; Amphipoda; Hyalellidae
Exons: 7
Coding region: 229-3951 (1240 amino acids)
Biological process (GO): regulation of transcription by RNA polymerase II; sex differentiation
Cellular component (GO): nucleus
Molecular function (GO): RNA polymerase II cis-regulatory region sequence-specific DNA binding; DNA-binding transcription factor activity, RNA polymerase II-specific
Source: RefSeq, a predicted model, not a curated record
UUUAACCCUAGACCAAGCAAUCAUGAUUUGUUCUUAAAUCCUUCACAGGCGAAGCACAACAAAUCCUACGCAGAAACACGACAAGCCAGGGGUGAUUCGCUGGAGACAACGGGAAGUAGAAAUGAUGCCCCCCAUCAUGUUCAAAGACGUGACAAUACUCGUUUCAGCCAUGAUGGGCCUAGCGAAAAUCUAAAUUCUUUCCAUAUUCGCUUGCGAAAUCAAAUUUCAAUGGAGAAUGAAGAAAGAUAUUUCCAGCCGGUGCAAGUUGAGAACCCUAAUUCCGUUUUACUGCAAGCACAUGAAUCAUUUUCAAUCACAAAUCGCGACGAGCGAAUUAUGCCGAUAGGUGAAAGCGAUAACUUAUUUUCUGAUUCAAUAUCAGUAAGAAGGAAUUCAAACUCGAUCUAUGGAGAAACAAGCGUUGCUGCAAAUUCAAUCAACAGUCAACACAAAAAUCAUUCAAAUUCGUAUUUCAAUAAGGAUAUCCAUUCAAAAGAAUCUGUAACAAAUAUUUCAAUUCUUCCAACUCAAGAUAUUGCUAAACUCAAACCGGAACUUGAAAGGCACCUUCAAAAACCAAUUCCUCGUUCAACCCAAAACCGCGGGAUCUCACAACUUUUGACAAGACCUGGAACCUCCACAAUCCAACUGACACAAGCGUCCCGUGGACAACGCACUCACUGCAUAGAUCGUGGAUAUGCAGAAGGUAGAGGAGGAAACGAAAGUUUCCAAGUCACGCGACAAAAUUCGACCGGCAAUGUUAGUAUUCGAAGCCAAGUACCGGGAAACGUUUUAUUCGCACGCGAGCAAGACGUUUUAAAUGAUUCUUAUACACGAGCACAAUUGGGCAGCUCUACAGAACUAAGACAUGUUGCCCAUACUACUGAAUUUUCACAAAGACAAGAAUCUGAAAAAGUAUUUAACAUUGAAGAACAUGAUGUACGUGGAAAUGUUCUACAGUUUCGUGAACAUUGUAGAACUAAUAACAAUUUUAGUCAAAACUCUGAUUCAAUUCAUUCUCCUCUUCUACAAAAGCAAUAUCAAAGAAUAAUUUCGAUCCCAGAUGGUGAAGGCGAAGAGUCAAUUUUUUCGACGAUCAAAAACUUACCCAAUGAUGCACGCUAUUUGCCAAGACAAAUUCUUGGUGAUGGAUCAAUGAUCCGAGACCUUAUGUCGAAUGAAAUUGAUCUUGUUCAACGGGAUGUAGACGGAAAUUUCAGAAUUAUCAGAAGACAAUUGCCACAAAAUGUCGGAACCAUUCAACGACAAUUUCCUCGGAAUGUUGAAAUUAUCCAAAGUCAGGUUCCCCGGAAUGUUCAGUUAGUUAAUAGGCAAGAGGAUCUUGAUGACGUUGUUGUUCAGAACCGAUCCCAUAUGCCCGUGCACGCAAGUGAGAAUCGAACAGAAGCAAGUACUCAACAGCGGCUACUCCCGGGUUACUUAAAGUUUGUUCAAAGGACUACACCGGGGAAAAUGUACAUUGUUCACGGACGCGGUGAACCGCCUGUCUUGCGGCGAUUAGAAUAUCACGAAGUCCCAUCAAUACCACGAGAAUUACUGGAUUCUUCUAGCAGAGAAGGACUCCGGAGAGAUGACUCCUUGACCAUGCAGGCCUUCAAUGUCUUUUCACAAAUAUCAAAUAAAAAUGCUGAAAUAUACGCAUCGAAUUACACUACUGGUAUUGAGUUGACGCAGCAAGAUGCAAGAAAUAGACGAGAUACCCUGGAAACCCUGGAAAACAACCUUGGACAAGAAACGAGAAGCUCGACGUCCAUCUUGGAACGAGCUCUUCUGGAGCCUGAACGGCGACACAGCCGAGAAAGUCUGCUUCCAACUCAAAUAGAUAAUAUUUCCUUUAACGAAUGCAACCAACUAACUAAGAUGGAUAAACACGCCUCCAGAUCGCAGUCGCCAGAGCAUUCGGAGGGUGGCGACGAUUGGGUUGAUGAAGAUGUCGUGCAAGAAUCAAAAGCGAGUCUCAAGAGAGUUCAACACUGCGCAUUCUGUAGGAACCACAAUUUGACGAUUCGGAAAUACGGCCAUGUUUGCAAGUUCAAAAACUGCACAUGUUUACUUUGCAAGCUAGUCGUUCAUUCACAGACCAUCAUGAAACAUCAGCAGGCUCACUGGAGGCUGCAAAACAAAGAACUUGUGAACAAUGAAUCCUACAAAGAAAUGAAAGCAUCUAAAAGAGAGAAGCUGUGUGACAAAUGCCGCAACCACAGCGAGUUUAAGGAGAGGCGCGGCCACUCCUGCCCCUUCGAUACCUGCACAUGCAAGCACUGCGGCCUCACAAGCAAGAGGAGAAAAGUCUCGAAAUACUUGCAGAGAAUACGUCGUGCCAACGUCACUUCCGAGGACCUGGAGCUGAUACGUGAAGAAUUGAACAGCUCAGAGGAGAAUUCUGUUGAACAUCCACAACCUUGCUCGAGUGUGUCCAGUGAUCGGUCUCAAGGCGUUCCGUUGAAUGAUUUUGUUUCAUGUCUCUCAUCUCAGAAAAUGACUCCCAACGAAAUGCAUCACUUCUUAUAUCCAAGGCCUCACUUCGUCUCACAAUCUGAGCCAAAUUCAAGCCACGCGUCACCAGAUUCGAGUCUGAUGGACUCAGAAUUGUGCUACCAACCUGGAAACGACCAACCUGCCGGCCUCGAUUCGAACGACUUUACUGGUACAACAAUUCCAGGAUUGACGCAAAACAUGAAUGAUAACGAAGAAACUAUUUCUCAAAUUCGAGGUCUUCUAACCAGUCAAGCAAAUGAAGAACAUGUCGAUUCAGCUCAGGGAACAAUAAACGAAGGCGACCAAAGUAAGGAAUAUUCACAGAGCGGAUGCGGCGUGAGAUCCACGUCAGAUGUGAGCAGCAGUUCACAGAAUCUUCGAACAAAAACGACGGGAAUUGCAAGCAGCUACCGAAGUCAAGGUGCUGGGAGAAGCUGGCAGGAAACUGAAAAUAAUCAACAAGCUUCAACCGAAAGAAGUUUGAAAAACAACGAUCGAACGGCAAGAAGAGCCGAAGAUCAAACGUAUUGUGACAUCGAUGAAGCGUCGAUGAUGAACGAGGAUCGAAAUGAGAGUUAUGGAGGGAGCAAGUCGUGCUCUGCGCCGCCGCCAAUCAAUGAGGCAGGUUCCAAACUCGAGCUUGUACCCACUUCUCAGUCCCGCAUUUUCGCCCAGCGAACCAAACAAAAGCGGAUGCAAAGCUGCACGUUUUGCCAAAACCACGGCUUCACGAUGCCGAAGCCAGGCCACCAAUGCCCUUAUAACAAGUGUCAGUGUUUGUUGUGCCGCCUCACGAGGAUAGCGAGGAUUGUCAUGAAACACCAACAGGCGCUAUGGAGACACCAGGCAAAAGAACUCAACAAAGCAAAUCUUGGCCACUUGGCUAAGUUGCGGCAGGUUUGUGACAAGUGUCGGAACCACCACCAGUUUCCCAAAAGACGAGGCCACUCUAUUUGCCCGUUUGAGCAAUGCACGUGCCCUUACUGUACACUCACAGAAAAAAGACGCUACGUUAUGAUGCGCAUACAGAGGAUCCGAAGAGGACAAAUCACUGCAACGGCAAUUUUUCAAUCUGAUAAAGAAGAUGAGAUGGAAACCGCAGACACAGACCAGGGGCGAGGAUCUAGCAAGGGAAAUUCCGACUUCCCAGCCGAGGGUCGAGAAGUUGCGGCUGUCAUCGAGGGCGUGACGAAGGCGUUGAGAGCUCUGCCAUCUCCGGUCAGGAAACUAUCAUCGCAAACUGCAGCUGAUCACGAAACUCUGGACGAAUCUCAAGAAGCUUCAGGAGAAUCAGAAGAAGCAUUAGGUGAAUUGCAAGAAGAAUUAAAUGAUUUGGACGAAUCACUAGAUGAAAUAGAAGAAAAACUGAAGGCGUUGGACGCAACGCCCGCAGAAACAUUAAUGGAUGCUAUAGAAGCAGAACCUCGUAACGCGAGUUCAGAGUUCGAUUAGAGCUUGUAAGGUUAAUUAAGAAAUAGACUACUUUAUGUCAUGUCAUCUACCAAAUUUAUUAAUAUUAGACUCUAUGAUAUGGUUAAUAUUCGCCAAUGCGAAAUAAAAGCAUCCUUUGUGUUACGACAAUAGAGUAUAGACAUUUCCCACGAUAUGAAUAACCCUGAUUUGUUAUAAAUAAUCGUAAGUUUUGAACCGUAUUACAUCAUUGAGUCAAGAGGCAUAAUGAAGACUUGCGAUCAGGUGAACAGAUGAUAAUGUUGAUAAAAUCUCAACUAUAUGAUUUUAAUUCGAAUAAAAGUAGUGUCGCAAUGUCAUACUUUUGGAAAUUUUUGCGUUAAUGUUGAGGUUAAGACGAGAAAUGUGAACGACGCGUCGCUGUCAGAAGAGAAGCAAUCCUGAAACAUCAUUUGAUAUAUCCGUGUCCAUUCUGAAAUUCCACAGAUGAUAUGUAUAGCCGGAAGUCACAAUAAUCAAUUAACUUCUAAUAUUAAUUGGCCGUUAAGAUUAUUUAGUUCCCCUCAGGUCAAGCACGAAUUCUUAAAUGUACAUCAUUUUAAUAUCCUGAUGAUAAGUUCUCUUACCACUUACUAAUGUAGAUACUUCUAUUGUUAUCAUAUUAUUGUCAUGUACAUACAUAUACGUCAUUAUC